GGACUUGAGCCAACGAAAAUCGAAUGUAGUAAGGGGCAUUCCACGAUACGAAAUUCCCAAUUCGAAUUCCAUUUGGUAAUUUUAAUGAUUCCAACAAAUUAUUAUAUAUAUACUUAUAUAAUUGUUUACACACGAAAACCAAGCUUCACAAAAACUUAAUAGAAAAACACUGUAGUAUUCUGAUUUCGGGUCUAACUACGACCGUGGUCUAAAGUUAAACGGACUUCAAAAUACGGGGUAGUCAGUCUUGAUUAUACCUUCUGAAUAACCAGACAAUGUCUGUUUUAAUUCAUGAUUAAACGAUACAGUUGGGCCAACAUUUUUUAAAGAAGAUGCAAGAACUUAUUCGAGCAAAGAAUCUCUAACUUUGUCAUUUCUAAGGUGCUUUAAACUGAAAGAUCAUUUUCGAAAGACUAGUCUCGGUAUUGAUUAGUAUUGAUACGAUCGGGCCAAGGAAAGCCUUAUCUUAUUGUUCAGCAUCGAAGCGUUUGUUUUCGACGAGAGAACAACAACACUAAAAUUUUCUUACACAUAGAACAGGCUUGGUGAAAAAAUGGAGUGGACGGACGCAUAGAGUUAUAUACCUUGAUCAUCUUAUAUUGCUUGUAGAAUGAGAACUGUUCGAAGAUGGAAAUGUAUUACAAGGCGAAGAAUGGUAAAUGCCAGACAGCAGAUUGUUGGCAUGAUGAUAUUCAGUUUUGGUGUUUUCAUCCUCAACGCUAUCCUCCAGACAAAGUCUUUGCAAAGUGACUCGGAGGGUCCCGAUGGAAGCAACUUGGGAAAUCGUCCGGUUACCGAGAUGACCUUUGAACCUUUCCCUGAUGUAUCAACGAACUGUGUCAAGAAGGUCCAUAUUUUUGGCAACCUGACAGAUAUGGCGUCCUGGCUGGAGCUUUCAUCAUGGUACAAGCUUUUCAAAAGGGGUCAGGUCUUCAAACAUACAGCAGAUGCCUACUGUCCUCUUUACAACUGCACCCUCAGAUUUACAACUGGAACAAACCUUACACAUCUCAAAGGAAAGGAUGCAGUCAUUUUUGGCGCGCUCCCGAAGGCAUUUGAAGGAAGACUCCAUGACGUGAUUUCCAAGGACCCUGAACCAGGACAAACCUGGUUUUAUUACAGCACCGAAACACCAUUACGUGUAGUCAACUGGAACAGAGACGUUCGCAUUGCUGAUUUGAAGUAUCAUAAACUGAUGACCUAUCGCAGUGAUUCUGAUAUCCAUAUUCCUUUCGGUUACUAUCAGAAAAGAUUAAAGCCUCUCACAGAUGCUGAAUUCAAUACUAAAUACGUACAGAACAAGACGAAGCUCGUAGCUUGGAUGGCAAGCAAUUGUGCACAGAUCUUCUGGCCCCGGAUACCAAUCGUAGAACAACUCGGUCGUCGAGUACAACUUGACACGUAUGGCAGAUGUGGAAAGUUGUCUUGUCAACCCCAACGUUCGGAAACGUGCAACCACAUGUUGAAGGAAUAUAAAUUCUACAUGACCCUUGCAAAUUCAGAAUGUCACGAGUACAUUACUGAAAAGUUUUGGACUCAGACGAUCGGCCAGGGUAUUGUGCCUGUCGUUUACGGUGCCCCAAAGUCCGACUUCCAGAAAAUGGGACCUCCAAAUUCUUUCAUCCAUCUUUCUGACUAUUCCUCACUGAAAGAAAUGGCAGAACAUCUCAAGAAGCUGAAUAAAGAUCAUGAAUCUUACAUGAAGUACUUAGAAUGGGGUCGCUAUUAUGAAGCAAUUCCGACAUUUCCUAUUCAGAUAAACAACUUGUGCAGAAUUGUACCCCAUCUUAACAAAGGAACUACGCAAGAGUUGCAUAGACUGGGUGAUUCCACUUGGUACAAAGGGUGUCGAAAUCUUCCCAAUAAGGAUAUUUUAACCCCAUUUUGGCCCAGGGAGCAGAUGCUUGCAUAUUUCACGUGGACUCCUUGGGGUUCGAAAAGAGAUGGGAUAAAUAGAGGUACUGAUAUAAAACCAUUCUGAAUUUCUCAGAGAAGAUGCACCUAUCCCUCAUUGACACAGGAAUUUUUUUUUACUUCAACCACGCUGGUGCAGGUCCGGUGAUAGGCAUGGCAUACCUUUUAAUCCUUUUUAAAUGUACUAAAAAGUACUAGUGCCCCACUUGUGGAAGUGAUGAUGAAAAAGAUUGUUUGUUUGCUUGUCAAAAUUCUUGUUAUUUGAAGAUCUUUUUCGUUUGAGACAUUAUCUUUUCAAAAUCCUGAAUCUGCCCCUAGUAAUAAUCAUGGUAUCAAUGAUAAUACCUGGUACCACAGCCGGCAGUAUUUGAUCAAAGAAUGGUAAAACCAUGUGGCCCCUAAAAAGAAAAGGCAUCUCUUACUUCACAAUGUGUUGUCAAAAUGAUUACAAAUUUGAAUAUAACAUUAUUAAAAACUUUUGUACAGA
Lytechinus pictus (painted urchin) is the source of this 2401-nucleotide messenger RNA. RefSeq names its product glycoprotein 3-alpha-L-fucosyltransferase A-like. Gene Ontology annotation, molecular function: alpha-(1->3)-fucosyltransferase activity. The record is from RefSeq and is a predicted model, not a curated record. The coding region runs from base 611 to 1981 and encodes 456 amino acids. Gene Ontology annotation, cellular component: membrane. Lineage: Eukaryota; Metazoa; Echinodermata; Echinoidea; Temnopleuroida; Toxopneustidae. The transcript has 2 exons.